CACAGCAAUGUUAAGAGGAAACACGUUAUUUAAGUAGAUCUUGUUUUUUUACUACUACAAAAUACUUUUUUGUGCUAAGGGAGAAAUUAGAUUUUUCUAGAACUUUCGUUUUUAAACUUUAGUCUUUUGGGGAAUUUAUAUCUGCAUAUACCAUGGAGGAAACUCUCAACAGCACCAUUGAUCCAGCAUGUUUACAAGAGCCUCCGCAGGCUAUCGACGUGAUAAAGCAGCUCGAUACAUUUGGAUUUUGUCUGUACGGCAUCCUCACGCUCAUGUCCUGCAUCUCCCUGCUGCUGUACCUGGAGCAGUGCAUCUAUAUUUAUAAAAAACUGCCCUACCCCAAGAAGACGACCAUCAUCUGGAUAAAUGGUGCAGCACCAGUCAUUGCUACCAUGGCUUGUUUUGGGAUGUGGAUCCCCAGGGCAGUCAUGUUCACGGACAUGACGUCAAACUGUUAUUUUGCAGUGGUCGUGUACAAAGUCUUGGUUCUGAUGAUCGAGGAGUACGGUGGCACUGAUGUUUUUCUGAAGAGGUUUUCUGGUAAAACCUUUAGGAUCAACACGGGACCCUGCUGCUGCUGCUGUCUCUGUUUACCCCGUGUACCCAUGUCACGGCGAAUGUUAUUUCUGCUGAAGAUGGCUGCUCUUCAGUAUGCAAUCCUAAAGACAGUGCUGUCUGUCCUCUCCAUAAUACUGUGGACAAACGGCAACUUUGACCUCUCUGAUCUGGAGAUCACGGGCACAGCUAUCUGGAUUAACCCAUUCAUUGGCGUUCUCACAAUAACCUCCCUGUGGCCUGUUGCCAUCAUCUUCAUGAACACUAACAGUCAUCUACACAAGCUCAACAUCAUACCCAAGUAUGCCAUGUACCAACUAAUACUUGUGUUGAGUCAGCUGCAGACGUCAAUCAUUAACAUCCUGGCCUUGAACGGAACCAUCCCGUGUUCCCCUCCCUUCUCUUCUCAAGCUUGGGGAUCCAUGCUGAGUCAGCAGAUCAUGAUCGUGGAGAUGUUCAUCAUCACUCUGGUCACUCGGUGUUUGUACCGUCGCACAUAUGACACACUUCCAACUGAGGUGCAUGACAACAACCAGAAGCUGGACACGCUCGUGGAGCAUGAUGUCUAAGAAAGUACACAGCG
Paralichthys olivaceus (Japanese flounder) is the source of this 1138-nucleotide messenger RNA. RefSeq names its product organic solute transporter subunit alpha-like. Gene Ontology annotation, molecular function: transporter activity. Gene Ontology annotation, biological process: transport. Gene Ontology annotation, cellular component: membrane. Lineage: Eukaryota; Metazoa; Chordata; Actinopteri; Pleuronectiformes; Paralichthyidae. The record is from RefSeq and is a predicted model, not a curated record.